Messenger RNA from Pichia membranifaciens NRRL Y-2026, 540 nucleotides. RefSeq lists its product as hypothetical. Gene Ontology annotation, cellular component: cytoplasm. Gene Ontology annotation, molecular function: 5'-deoxynucleotidase activity. The annotation marks the transcript as partial. Lineage: Eukaryota; Fungi; Ascomycota; Pichiomycetes; Pichiales; Pichiaceae. The transcript has a single exon. The record is from RefSeq and is a predicted model, not a curated record.
UUUUUCCAGUUGGUGUCGUUGUUGAAGGAACAGAAGCGUACAGGAUGGAUCAACAUGGGGAUUCCUGAUCCGGAAACCAUUUCAGAUCACAUGUAUCGAAUGUCGAUAAUGACUCUAGUGUUGGACCCAAAGGCAUGGCCAGGUCAGGCUCCCGAUCUAAACAAAUGUUCAAGAAUUGCAUUGGUCCAUGAUAUUGCAGAGAGUUUGGUGGGUGAUAUAGUUCCACAUGACGAAAAGAUAGAUAAAGCCGAAAAGAGUAAACGUGAAUACAAAGCAAUGUUGUACCUCUGUGACAUCGUUUCCAAAUACUGUCCUGAAUCUGCAGAUGAGAUGAGAGAGCUAUGGAUCGACUAUGAAACACAGAGAAAUCUUGAGGCCACUAUUGUCAAGGACAUCGAUAAGCUAGAACUGUUGGUGCAAGCGUUCGAGUACGAAAGAAUGCACUCGAGAAGAAUGGACGAAUUCUAUGCAUGCAGGAAGGUGAUCAAGAAUAGCGAGAUCCAGCAACUUGCCGAUGAGUUGAUUGAGCAAAGAGAUCAG